AAUCGUCGACAUGUCGAUGAUACCAAGUCAUCUCCUAAGAAAGGGAUGGAUAAUACUCAAUAUUAUGUGACUCCUGUCGAUAUAAACAAGGGAGAAGAAUCAGGAGAAUUCACUUUAGAAAAGUUGAUAUUUUUGGCUUCUCUACGAGGUGGUGAUUACUCAAAUGGUGUCGGGAGGAUCGGAAUUAAAUAUGCAAUACUUUUAGCAUUGCCUUCAACCAGUGAAAAUGCCACCGAACUUAAGCAAGAGCUUGCAAAUGAACUUCAAAAAGUAGAAGGAGACGAUUUAGAAGAAGUUCCAGAAGAAAAACCAGUACCUAACUUUGCUGAUGAAUUUGUUGAUUGUUUUACCGAUCGUAUCCGGACCAGUUUGAUUCGUUCCUGGGAUAUGAGAUUAGCAGAAGAUGCAAGGAAACGACGACUUCGCGAAUUUCUGCAUAGACUUAGUUUGUACAUCAGAGACCAUGCUCGAAAGGUUUUCAAACGUCGAUUUAACCUCAAGAAAGAUAUUGUAAUUGAUGAAUAUGCAACCAUGCAUUAUAUGUUCCCAUUUAUUAAUACGAACGUGUUUUUGUUUCAACCCGACAGUCUCAACUGCUGUGAACUUGAAGCCGAUUGUUCAAGUAUUCAGGUACCUAAUAACUUUCUAUUUCAAAAAUUUGAAGCAAAAUCCGAAGAAAACAUCAUUCGUGAAAAUGGCAAUAAAACUUUUGAUCAAGUGCUUUGUUUUAAGGAUGGAAAAAUCAAACAAGUUAUUACAGUGUCUCAAACCCAUCCAGCAGUCACCCACUUUCCUGUUCCUCGCUCAUUUACGGGAAACGUUAAGCAUGUUAUAUUUAGACUCGCAACUGACAAGUCGGUUCCAAUUACAAUCACGAAGGAUAGAAGUGAUGACGAAUUUGAUGAAUGCAGACUAACCUGCGAUGCAACCACAGUAUGUGAACGAAUACCACACUGCAAAGAAGCUAGUAAACCCUUGAAAAAUCUACAAUUUCUGACGUGGGUGCUCAAAUCUUUAGUUUACAUGUAUCUUGAAGAUAUUCACCAGGCUUACGAAAAUGAAAAGCAACAAAAGGAAGAAUUGAAGAAACAAGAAAACACUAG
This is a messenger RNA of Spathaspora passalidarum NRRL Y-27907, 1103 nucleotides long. Its product is annotated as crossover junction endodeoxyribonuclease. The annotation marks the transcript as partial. The record is from RefSeq and is a predicted model, not a curated record. NCBI's taxonomy places the organism in Eukaryota, Fungi, Ascomycota, Pichiomycetes, Serinales, Debaryomycetaceae. The transcript has a single exon.